This is a messenger RNA of Dovyalis caffra, 161 nucleotides long. NCBI's taxonomy places the organism in Eukaryota, Viridiplantae, Streptophyta, Magnoliopsida, Malpighiales, Salicaceae. The record is from the annotation of a GenBank genome assembly.
AUGAGAGUCGUAAUAGCCAUGCGAGUAACCACCAAUAAUAACAAGGCCAUCACACUUUCCGUGAUGGCCAUUUGCCAAGGAGUGGAUAGACUCUUAAAGAAGUUCUUCGAGUAUAUGGUAAUGGGAGAUGAGGAUAGGGUGUCUUAUGCCAUAUCAUGCUG